AUGCAGGUUUGUGAACCAGACUACUUGUAUACUAAGAGAACUAGCAAUUACUUUUUGGUGCAGCUUCCGAGCCCGCAGUGCUGCUUUGAUAUUGUUUGUGAGUGUCUCAGUGUAUUUAGAUCUAUUUUGUUACAGUCAGGGGAUAUUGAAAUGAACCCUGGUCCUGGUACUGAUGCUGUGCUUGCCGAACUGAAAAAACUGUCCGCUGGCCAAACCACAAUAAUUGCCGACAUGCAGGGCCUUAAAAGCCAAUGUACGGCUACAAGUGCUGCACUCGUUGACUUAAGCAAGAGGUUAGCGGAUCUAGAGGGCCAUUAUCAGAAACUACUACCAUUGCAAAUCGAGAUACAGACCAUAAGGACAGAUACUGAGCAAACAGCAAAGCUUGUUCACACUCUGAAUGCCCGCGUUGACGAUGCAGAGAAUCGCUCAAGGCGAAACAAUCUUGUGUUUUAUGGCCUUCCUGAUACAGCAGCAUCAGAAACGUCGGCCGCGUCUGAAGAAAAAAUUUUACGUCUAUGCUCAGACCACCUGAACGUGCCACUUGAACCUCAAGACAUAGAGCGAGCGCAUCGUGUUGGUCGUCAUUCUGCUAAUCACCCGCGCCCACUAAUUGUUAGGUUUAAUCAUUACAAGAAAAAAGAAAUGGUGCUCUCAAAUGGGCGCAAACUUAAGGGCACUCAUCUCAGCAUGGGUGAGGAUUUUUCCCCGGCAGUUAGGGACGCCCGCAGGAAACUUGUUUCGUUUGCGAAAGCAAAAUCUGUGCCAUUUUCUUUGCGCUUUAAAACUCUUUUCAUUGGUUCUAAGCGCUACGUAUACGAUGACACAUCGCAAACAGUGAAAGAAAUAUAGCAGUCAUCGCAUCAUCAAAAAACAAGC
This is a messenger RNA of Dermacentor albipictus, 879 nucleotides long. RefSeq lists its product as uncharacterized. The record is from RefSeq and is a predicted model, not a curated record. Gene Ontology annotation, molecular function: single-stranded RNA binding. NCBI's taxonomy places the organism in Eukaryota, Metazoa, Arthropoda, Arachnida, Ixodida, Ixodidae. Gene Ontology annotation, cellular component: ribonucleoprotein complex. Gene Ontology annotation, biological process: retrotransposition.